Capsaspora owczarzaki ATCC 30864 is the source of this 2801-nucleotide messenger RNA. RefSeq lists its product as hypothetical. Gene Ontology annotation, cellular component: membrane; cytoplasmic ribonucleoprotein granule; nucleus. The record is from RefSeq and is a predicted model, not a curated record. Gene Ontology annotation, molecular function: mRNA 3'-UTR binding; protein homodimerization activity; translation regulator activity. The transcript has 6 exons. Gene Ontology annotation, biological process: regulation of mRNA stability; positive regulation of translation; negative regulation of translation. NCBI's taxonomy places the organism in Eukaryota, Filasterea, Ministeriida, Capsasporidae. Bases 59 to 2620 code for a protein of 853 amino acids.
CUCAUUCUUUAUUGUUGUUAUUAUUAUUCUCGUUCGUCUCGAUUCAUCUUCAUUCAUCAUGGCGAGCAUGCAAGUCGAAGUUCUCGAUCCCAGCGGAACUGGUAGUCAUUUCGAGGCUGUCGUGGAAGACAUGAUGGACUCCAAGGUCUUUGUCAGAUUCAUCAACGGUCAAAAGGCGUCCGCUUGGGUGCCAAUGGAGCACACUCGACCCGCCGCGGGUGGAGCACCCUCCGAUGUGACUGGGGUGCGGUCCGGCUCCAAUGCGCCGCACCAAAUCCAUUUCCACGUCAAUGAUCGCGUCGAGGUGUACGUCAAGAAGGACAUGACCAGCGAGCUGCCAGCCAGUUGGUGGCCCGGAAGCGUGCUGUCGUCCGAUGGCGAUACGUACCGUGUUCGAGUGAACGGCACUCAACCGUUCACCACACUGUUUCCUCGAGAGAUUCUGCGUCGCUCCAACGAUUCGGCGUACUACUCUUCCAUCGGCCUUGAGCGCAUCGAGUUUAUUCCGCCCCCGGAGCGUAUUGCCCAGCUCCAGAACGAUCGAAACAACUUGGCCUUCACCGAGCACUCGGGCGCAGCCAUGGCCAGAAUUCGCAACGUCCAAACCGUCCCUAACGCUCCUCCGAUGUGGCGUUUUGUCGUUCUGGGCACUGCUGCUGCUAUGCGCAAAGCCCGACUUCUCAUCGACGAGCAUUACCGGUUUUUGAAAGCGCUUGAGGCGCGGAACAACGGAAUCCACGACCAGUUCACUGUACCGCGUGACGUUCUGGGAUUUGUGAUUGGCAAAGAGGGUUCCAAUAUCGCGCAGGCCUCUCUCAUACCCGGCGUGUCCAGCAUCGACGUGAACAAGGAGACUGGCGUGGUUUCCAUCAUCGCUUCGAGUACUGAGGCGAUUGAGGAAGCUCGUUCGUUGCUCAACCUUCGCGAGGUGAAAAUGUCCAUCCCUCUGGCUGACGCAGACCGUGUUUGGAAGCAGCAGGAUGACUUGAUCUCCAAAGCGUCGCUCCACUCGAUGCGAGUCACUCCCCAGGAACACCAGCACCGCGCUGAAGUUUCGCUGAGGGGCACCCCGCAGCAUGUCGAUGAUGCUCAGACCCUUCUCAAGUUCAUGCUCGCCGUCGAAGCCCUUCCCGUCAACAACCACAAUUGGCGAGCAGGCCGGCGAGGCGAGUUCCGCGAGACGUAUCGUCGCCAAGCUCCUAGGGAAAGCGCCAAUGACAACCGCCACCCUACGUCCUCAACUGCACACGCGGACAAGGGGAAGCGACCAGAAACGGCAGCACAGCCAGAUAAUGCUCGCGAUCUUGACAACAAGCGAAACCUUGCUGCCAAAUCACAGGAAAAUGCGUCACGCGCUUCCACUUCUGCUUCUGCUUCCCAUUCCCAGGCGUCGCAGAGCGGUCAGGCUUCCCACCGUCAGUCCGAUGGGCGAAAUUCGCGCCAGGAGCAACAGCAACAGCCAAAGCAGCAGCAACAGCAGCCGAAGCAACAGCAACAGGAGCAGCCGAAGCAGCAGCAGCAGCAACAACAAAAGCAGCAGCAGCAACAGGAGCAGCCGAAGCAACAGCAACAGGAGCAGCCGAAGCAACAGUCGAAGCAGCAGCAACAGCAACAGCCGAAGCAGCAACAACAGCAACAACCAAAGCAGCAGCAACAGCAACAGCAACAGCAACAACAAAAGCAGCAACAGCAACAGCCAAAAGACCAAAAGCAACAACAGCAGCAAGGCGCCCCACAAGAGAAGCCAGAUGCAAAGGUGCAAGACGAGGCUGCGCCGCAAAGUUCUCAACCUCAAGAGCAGUCAAAGCAGCGACGACAGCGCGGUGGCCGCCGCGACGAGCGGGGCAAGGAGCGACAGCAGUCCGAGAAACAGCAGCCGGAGCAACAGCAACAGCAACAACCACAGCAAACUGAUCAAACGCAGUCGGUGCCGCAAUCCGAGCAAAAGCAGUCGGUGCCGCAAACGGCUUCCAAGCAUGAGGCAGAGCCGAGCCGAAACCAACCUCAGCCACAGCGAGAGCCGAAGAAUCGCGCGCGCCAAUCCGCUCAACAGCCGCCUGCAGCAUCAGCAUCUGCUGCUGCUGAUAACUCUGACACGAGUGCAGCUGGCAUCCAGCAGCAGCAGCCCGCGACUGCUGAGGGAGACGAGGCGGCGCAGGCGAGUAAACAGGCUGCCGCCCGGCUUGUGCAAGGUCGCAAGACGCCCAACCGCAAGCACCUUGAUCAACAGCGCGAGUACAAGGGUGCUCAGUCCGCUGACGCGCCUGCCUCGACCUCGUCCCCUGCCCCCGAUUCUGCCGCGAUUGAUAGUAGCUCGGCAAAGAGUUCUCAGGAUACCGCUGCUUCAACCCGCUCGCCCAAAAAGGCCACUGAGCCAAAGCGUCGCGUGAAUGGUCAUUCAAAGUCGUCCAACGCCUCGGCAUCGGCCUCGGCUUCGCAGGCAGCGUCGCCCGCUGCCACCUCGUCCUCCUCCUCGCCCGCGCCCGAGGCUGCUGCCGAAUCUGCGCCCGAAUCUGCCCCCAAGAUCGCGCCCGAGUCCACGCCCGAAUCCGCGUCCACCACCAGCCCCGCGCAGGCUUCUGCCCCUGAAAGUGCUGCAGCAGCGGCCGCGAGCGAGUAGUAGCGCUGCUGUGUUUCACAUUUCGAAUUCAGGACGCUGUGUUUCGUCGCUCUUUUGUGUUUUUGUAUGCCACCUUUUGCCAAAGCAUUCCGAACAAAUCAAGCAAGUUCUCAAACCCGGGUUUUCACAGGUUUUAUUUGUUGAUGUUUUAAAUUUUGAAUUUCAACACAUUGCUUCUGGA